AUAAAAAAACAAGGAAUAUUAUAAAGAAUUUAUAAAGUUUUGUGUUUUAUGUGUAUUAAACAAAUAAAAUUUUAAAUUGUGAGAAAAUUGAAGAGUUUUGAUAACAAUGGAUAAUAAUAAUGGUUCAAAUCCAGUUGAAACUCCAUCAACAGUAGAUCGCAGUUCCUCGUCAACGGAUGCAUUUAUAGAUAAUCAAAGUUUUGGUUGGGCUCGUUUCAAACCGAAAUUUUUACAACGAUUUUGCACAGCAAAAUGGGCAUUAUUUUGGCUGUGUUGGGGCGGAGCAAUGCAAGGACUAAUAGUUAAUGGAUUUAUAAACGUUGUAAUAACAACCAUCGAAAGACGCUUCGGAUUACGUUCUCGCCAAACAGGUCUUGUGGCAAGUGGAUACGAUAUUGCCUCAUUUCUAUGUCUAGUUCCUGUAACAUAUUUUGGAGGUCGUCUUGGUGCUUCAAAACCACGCAUUAUAGCUUGGGGCAUAAUUUUAUUGGGCUUGGGGUCAUUAACAUUUGCUUUGCCACACUUUUUAGUGGGACCAUACCGUGCCACCAAGUCUACCACAAACACAUGUUCAACAUUAAGUGGAAAUAAUAGCACAAUACAGUCCUGCGAAUUAAAUGACAUGACAACGGGUGAUGGUGUUGGCGAUGAUAUUGAUAAUACCGAAAAUCUAACAUGGACUGUAUGGAUAUUUUUUGCUGCUCAACUGUUGCAUGGUGCAGGAGCUUCACCGCUAUUUACGCUUGGUGUUACUUAUAUUGACGAGAAUGUUUCGAAGAAAAUGUCGUCUGUUUAUUUGGGUACAUAUUACACAAUGACAAUGAUUGGUCCAGCUAUUGGUUAUGUUCUUGGUGGACAAUUGUUGCUGAUUUAUACCGAUUUUUUGCAAGUCGAUGUUGCAGAAUUAAGCUUGACCAGCGCCAGUAAAGUAUGGAUUGGAGCUUGGUGGAUUGGUUUUGUGGUAGCUGCCUUUGUUUGUUUUCUCUUAUCCAUACCAAUCUUUGGAUAUCCCCGAUCAUUGCCUGGGUCCGAGAAGUUACAACAGGAAAAAAUCUCCGAAGCCUAUAAUUCUAAUAAAAAAGCCGAAGAAUCUGCAAAUUUCACAAAGCUACGCGAGUUGCCCAUGGCUUUGGUGUCUCUGUUGAAAAAUCCAACGUUUGUCUUUUUGAAUUUAGCUGGGGCUUCCGAGGGUAUGAUAAUAGCUGGAUUUGCUGCUUUUCUACCUAAACAAAUAGAAAAUCAAUUUAGUAUUUCACCAGUAUGGUCUGCAUUGCUUAUGGGUUUAAUAACAGUACCGGCAGGAGGAGGCGGUACAUUUUUGGGUGGCUAUCUAGUCAAAAAGUUUAACCUCAAUUGCAGCGGUAUUAUAAAAAUGUGUCUUACAGUAACAAUAAUAGCCACUGCCUUCACUAGUUGUUUCCUGUUGUCUUGUCCAAAUCUUAAAUUUGCCGGUGUAACAACACCCUAUGAUAGUGGUAUACUAAAGUCUGGUUCAAUUAUAUCGAUGCCUAUUAACUUGGAAGCAAAUUGUAAUACGAAUUGUUCAUGUAGCAAAUUAGCUUAUGAUCCUAUAUGUGGCAGCAAUAAUAUUAUGUAUUAUAACCCUUGUUUUGCCGGCUGUGCUUUUGAGUCUUUGAAUAAUGAAAGUAAAUCGUUUAGAGAUUGUGAAUGUAUUUCUCGAACAAUUGCUAAUUUAACAAUUACUGGGAAUUUGGAUUAUGAUGCCACAAAUAAAAUGUGUUCUUCAUCUUGUCAAUAUCUACCAUAUUUUGUAGCAUUAUGUUUCAUGUUGAUGUUAUUUACAUUUUUGGCCACUAUGCCUGCUCUGUCAGCCACUUUGAGAUGUGUAUACGAUGAUCAACGUUCGUUUGCUUUGGGUAUACAGUGGAUAAAAGUUAGACUAUUGGGUACAAUUCCGGCACCCAUGAUCUUUGGAGCUUUAAUUGAUGAGACUUGCAUACUGUGGCAAGAAACAUGUGAUGAGGAAGCUGGAGCUUGUCUUGUCUAUGAAAAUUCGAAUAUGAGCAGAUACAUGUGGAUUCUGGCUUUAACAGGAAAAUUGUGUUCGGUGGUGUUUUUCUUUGCGGCCUGGUGGUUUUACAUACCACCCAAAGAAGUACCUAAUGAGGAAAAUGCUAAAGAUAACAGUAACAUUACAGUAGCAGCAAUCAGCAUCGUGGAUGAAGGCGCCAUGACGUUAUAAAGUUAAACACUUAAUGAUGAUGUUACUAGUUACGAACACAGUUAACAUCAUCCACAUUUUCUCAUUCCCCAUAUAAAUCAGCAUCAUCAUCAACACUACCAUCAAACUUUUUGUCGUAAAUUCAACAAGUGUUUGGACAUAAACAAUCGUCGUAUUGCAUGUGGCACGUGCAACACGUAUUUCUUUUGUCUUACAGCUGAUUUCAUUCAUAAGUUAAAUCUUAGGAUCUCAUACACAUGCGUUAUAUAAUCAUAUGAUAUUUAUUUGUUAUUAUUUACCUAUAGAUAUGUACGUUUGUAUCUAAUGUAAGUGCACAUGUACUCGAAUUCACAUACAAUGUAUGCAUGUAUAUAGUCAUAUUAUAUCCUCAAGUAUUUUACAUAUUUAUACAUACAUACAUAUGUUUGCAUUUAUGUACUAGGACCUUUUUUAUAAAUAUAAGAAAAUUUAGGUUGGUUUUGUAUGUGUGUUUUAAGUGUAGUUUUAGCUUUUAUACUUAUAUCUAUACAAAAAUAUCUAUGUUUUUAUGUGCGUUUGUAUACUUAAUAAAUAUUAAUACAAAACAAACAAAAUAUAUGUAAUCGUAUUUA
This is a messenger RNA of Lucilia cuprina (Australian sheep blowfly), 2793 nucleotides long. RefSeq names its product solute carrier organic anion transporter family member 4A1 (gene Oatp26F). Gene Ontology annotation, biological process: sodium-independent organic anion transport; transmembrane transport. Gene Ontology annotation, cellular component: membrane. The transcript has 7 exons. NCBI's taxonomy places the organism in Eukaryota, Metazoa, Arthropoda, Insecta, Diptera, Calliphoridae. The coding region runs from base 107 to 2203 and encodes 698 amino acids. Gene Ontology annotation, molecular function: protein binding. The record is from RefSeq and is a predicted model, not a curated record.